GUAAUCUUUACACAUAAACAAUGCAAAAUGGAGUCAUUUAUUCGGGCAAAGAUGAGAAUGCAAUCUUGUAUGCCUUCAGUUGAAUGUGUUAUAGAGAGUUUUAACAAACACACAAUGACUGUUUAAAUCUGACUUCAUCUUUAUGCGGACAUAAAAACGAGUCAUAACUUUGUAAUUGCUAAAGCAGUUAUCAAAUGCUAGUAGAGGCAUCCUUGUGUCUUUACCUACAUAGUACCCAUGGCAAGCAGUGGUAAUUUACGGCCUGACAAAGACAAGAAAUCCAAGAAAGGCUCCCAAUUUUUUUCUUUUGGGGCGAAGAAAGAUAGUGAAAAGAAAACUUGGUUUCCUUUUCCAUCUUUUUUACCAAAGAUGCAGGGACGGGGGCGCUUUCAAGUAUCAGCUAGUGAGUUUAAAAGUUUACCUCCAGCAAAAUGUCUCAAUCUGCCUUUACAGCAGAGGAUUUUAGGAGCAAUGGACUUCGAAGAAGAGGACAGUAAUCGCAAAGUUGUCCUUGGCAUCUGUGCCAUGGCUAAGAAAUCACAUUCCAAACCAAUGAAUGAGAUCAUACGACGGCUAGUGGACAAUUUUGAGAGGCUCGAGGUGAUUGUGUUUGAUGAGGACACAAUUCUGAACAAGCCAAUUGAAGAGUGGCCCAUAGUCAAUGGAUUUGUUUCUUUUUUUUCUCAUGGCUUUCCUUUAGAAAAAGCCAUUGCUUACAAGAAUCUCCGUAACCCUUUUAUUGUAAAUGACCUUGAAAUGCAGUAUACUCUGCAAGACAGACGCAAAGUUUAUGCAAUGAUGAAGGAAAAUAACAUCCCACAUCCAAGAUAUGCCGUCCUAGACAGAGAGAAUGAUCCUGAUUGUCAUGUCCUGGAGACAGAAGAUUCUAUUGAAGUCAAUGGCAAUUUAUUUAUGAAACCUUUUGUUGAGAAGCCAGUUGAUGCUGAAGACCACAACAUCUAUAUAUAUUUUCCUGUUCAGGCAGGGGGUGGAAGUACUAGGCUAUUUCGUAAGGUGAAAGAUCGCAGCAGUGUUUAUUCUAGAUUCUGCCGUGUGCGCAGCAAAGGUUCCUAUCUGUAUGAAGAUUUUAUGCCAACUGAUGGCACAGAUGUAAAGGUGUAUACUGUCGGUCCUGACUAUCAGCAUGCUGAGGCAAGAAAGUCUCCAGCACUUGAUGGGAAAGUUGAACGGGACCAAGAUGGGAAAGAAAUUCGAUACCCAGUUUUAUUAAGUAACCGGGAAAAAAUGAUUGCUCGUAAUGUGUGUAAAGUUUUCAAGCAAAAUGUAUGUGGCUUCGACUUGUUGAGGGCGAAUACACAACAUUAUGUUUGUGAUGUGAAUGGGUUUAGUUUUGUAAAAACGUCCAGCAAAUAUUAUGACGACUGUGCUAAAAUUUUAGGAACCUUAGUGAUGAGAGCAUGCUGCCCCCAACUACAUAUACCUUAUCCAAUGUGUACAGCCCCAGAAGACAUUCCAGUUGUUCAGACAACAUCCGGGUCUAUGAUGGAAUUGAGAUGUGUUAUUGCUGUCAUUAGACACGGAGACAGAACACCUAAACAGAAAAUGAAAAUGGAGGUUAAAAAUAGAAAGUUUUUUGAUCUGUUUGAGAAAUACGGUGGCUAUAAAACUGGUCACUUGAAGCUAAAGAAACCAAAACAGUUACAAGAAGUCCUUGACAUUGUCAGAGAUUUGCUUGCUGAAGGUCAAUACAAUGCAGACCCAGAAGUGGCAGAAAAGAAAGCAAAAUUAAACCAGCUGAAGCUUGUGUUAGAAAUGUAUGGCCAUUUUUCUGGCAUUAACCGCAAAGUCCAGUUAAAGUACCAGCCCAUGGGUCGGCCAAAGAAAUCAUCUAGCGAGGAGGAUGUCAGCGAUUCAUCAGAACAAGGGGUGGCCUCCCCUGAUGAAAUAGGCUCAUUUUGGGAAGACCAGGUGACCUUAGAUUUAGCAGAUGAUUCACCACGCGAUCCUUCACUUGUCCUCAUUUUAAAAUGGGGAGGGGAGCUGACUCCUGCAGGCAGGAUUCAAGCCGAAAACCUGGGGAAAGCUUUUCGGACCUUAUACCCAGGAGGUCAAGGUCAGUUUGAGGCUCCUGGUCUGGGCUUCCUGAGGCUGCACAGCACUUUCAGACAUGACUUGAAGAUCUAUGCAUCAGAUGAGGGCAGGGUGCAGAUGACAGCUGCAGCUUUUACUAAGGGUUUGUUGGCCCUAGAAGGAGAGCUGACACCUAUUGUUGUACAGAUGGUGAAAAGUGCCAACACCAAUGGUCUACUUGAUGGGGAGUCAAACACAUCCAAGUACCAGAUUGUAGUUAAAGAAAAAUUAAAAGAUAUCUUCAACCAAGACAGGGAAUUUACUGAGGAUGACUUUUUAAAGUUGGCAGCUACAAACAGCAUAUCCCUUGUGAAUGCCAUGCAGUUUGUGAAAAACCCCUUCCAGAUGUGUAUCAGAGUGCAUGAGAUGAUCAAUGAAAUCACUGCCAGGAUCAGAUGUCUGAAAAUGGAGCUCAAAUCUCGAGAUCUUGCUUUGUUUAAUGGAGAGUCUUGGGAGCUUCUUAUCAGAAGAUGGGCUAAACUAGAGAAAGACUUCAGGCUAAAGAAUGGCCGCUUUGACAUCAGCAAGAUUCCUGACAUUUAUGAUUGUAUCAAAUAUGACCUGCAGCACAACCAGAAAACUCUUCAAUUCAAGAGAGCGCAAGAACUAUUUAUGUGUUCAAAAGCUUUAGCAGACAUAAUCAUUCCACAGGAAUAUGGCAUUACCAAAGAAGAAAGACUCCACAUUGGGCAGAGCUACUGCACCCCGUUGUUGCGCAAGAUUCGCUGUGAUUUGCUCCAGUGUAUUAAUGAGCCAAGCACAGAGGACAGCACCACACGACUAGACUCAAAGCAUAUUCAGUUCAUUCUGCACGAAACAAACGAUAUCGACAUUUUAAAUAGAUAUUCAAAUGGUGUUGCCUCUCCAGAGAGAUUUGUUCGCACACGUCUUUAUUUUACAAGUGAAAGUCACAUACACUCGUUCAUGAACAUGCUGCGCUAUGGAGAUUUCUUGGAUGAAGACAAAGAUGAGCAAUGGAAAAGAUCAAUGGAUUUCAUUGGUGCGUGCGCUGAGCUGAACUACAUGUCCCAGAUAGUGCUCAUGAUGUUUGAGGACCCUGCUAAGGAUGAACGAUCAGAUGACAGGUUUCACAUUGAGCUCCACUUCAGUCCCGGCGCCUACACGUCAUGUGAUGAAAUGGCAUCAGAGCCCAAAGGCAUGGGUUUCAGGCCCAAGUCAAAUCGUGACAACUUUAGUGACUCCACCACGCCCACUAACAUCCCAGAGACCCUGGAGGAGUCGACAAUUAUUGAAACCUCCCAGACCCUGGAUGUGACCCCCUGCCUGAGACAGUGCUCGUCAGUGCCGGACAACGUCCAGCAUGAGGACCUGGGUGACCUGGUGGAGGCUGACCUCUUUGCUCACGCCCAGCAAGCUGUUCACAAUAAGGAGAGCCAGUCUGAUACGACCGUCUGUAACAAACAAAAACCAAAGUUCAAGUUCCAGCCCCACUCACCAGAUCCCAACACUCCAGAGUGGGACUGGGGGGAUGACGAUGAUGACAACGACAGGGUGGCCGUCAAAAUAAACACUAAGGAUGAGAAGAGAAAUGUGGAGGUGGCGAAGGAAAAUAAAAAAGAUUUUGAGCUGACACAAGUCAAGUCCUAUCCAAUCAAAGACGAUCUCUCACAACACAAGUCCUACCCAAUCAAGGAGGAGCUUACAAGACACAAGUCGUACCCGAUCAGCAAGCAAGCAGAAACCAGCCCAGACUCAGCUGAUGACCAAAGCUUCAGUCUGCCCAAGUCUGUUGUCAUGGUGCUGCGAAGGCAAGAAAGUAAAUAUGAAAAAGAAAUGCUAGAGGAAGAGAAGGAUUCCUUGACAAAACUCUCUUUUAAAAAAACGGAUCCCAUACAGAUCAAUGUUAUUCCUUCAACAGAUUCUAAAAACGGCAAUGAGGACAAGCGCAGUCGAAGCCUGGAGGACAGCUGUGAUGCUGUGACCAAGCUUCGGGACCAGGAUAUGGAUGACCCACGCGAAAUGAAGGAAGACAGCCUCCCAGAGUUCCCUGUCUUCAGGACGUCAAGUGCCAGAAAUGACAGAAGACGAUUCCAUUUUCUUGAAAACAUACGUGCACACCUUGGUGCUUAUCAAAGAAAUUAUCGCACAAUCCAUCUGCCACUUGGUAGUGACGUUGUUGUGAAGCCUCUCUCACAUUUCUUCUUCUACAACCAGGCACCACGAGGUGGUCCACUCCCAUUGGGGGGGCUCAGCCUGAUUGGCUCCGCCAGCUCUCCAGACUUUUCUCGUCUUGGCGUGCACGGAGAGAUGGCCUUGGAAGGAUUUAACAAUGUCCCUCUGCUGCAUCCUCUGGAGACCCUGCACAACAACUUGACCUUCCAUCAAGUGGAUGACUUCCUGGGUCGUGUCACAACCAAUAAAUUCACAGUACCUGAUGUGACAAUAGCACUAGCAUCACUGAGUUCCAAGACUGUUCUCAGUUUGUGUUCCCCUGGUAGAGAGGUAAGUCCAAGUAAAUUCACAGUACCUGAUGUGACAAUAGCACUAGCAUCACUGAGUUCCAAGACUGUUCUCAGUUUGUGUUCCCCUGGUAGAGAGGUAAGUCCAAGUAAAUUCACAGUACCUGAUGUGACAAUAGCACUAGCAUCACUGAGUUCCAAGACUGUUCUCAGUUUGUGUUCCCCUGGUAGAGUAGCAGAGCUUCCAUCAUCGAGUAAUUCCAGCGGAGGCCCCAGCUCACCUGUUGUGUUGACCACUCCAGAUCUGUAUAAAACGCUGGGCAUGUUUAUGGCCACAAGGUGUGCCUCACAGAGUGAGAGCGAGUCGGGAUCAGAGACAAAGAUAGAAGAUAUUAAAGAUGCUAACAUGUCGCAGAACACAAAAGAUGGAGAAGAAUGUCUGGAUAUAUCUGCAGCAAUGGCUGGCAGCUAUAUUGUUACAAUGGACCACAAGGAUAACAUUUUCUUACCACAAGACAGUUUAGAAGAACUUGUUUUAGAUGAAUCUGGAGUGAAGUGAUUGUUUUCUUUUAUUAGUACUUGGUGAAUUCUGAAUAACUUUUCUUGCACUGUUGAAACAAGUGCUGGACACAUUUUCAUACAUUAGUACUUGGUGAAUCCGGAAUAACUUUUUUUUUUACGAUUUGUUGGAGUGAAUUAUCUCAGUUUGCUAAUGAGAGGGCUACAAGAUUUUUCUUAGAAAUUUGAUGCUCAGUUUUAGUCAUCUAGAAAACAACCACAAGUAUUUUUUUAAAUUAACUGUUUACAUGUGUGCUUUCAAUAAUUUUUUUUAUUGAAUUGUUUGAAUACUCUUAAAAAAGAAAUACUUUUCACAGAACCAUUAAGUAGUGCUGUGUAGGGUUAUGAUUUUUUCCCUUCUUUACCCACAAUAAAGAUUUUCUCUUUUUAUUUGAAUUUUUGGUAAUAAUCAAUAUUCUUAGAAUUUAACAUUGCUAAUUCAGUCCCAACACCAGCUCCCACACCUUUCCCCCUUGUUUCCAAAACUAUGGGACAAGUUGUCAUAAAUAUAUUUUCAUUACAAUUGAUGCAGUAAUAUAGAACUAGCUAUCUUUGUCUAGUCACAAAUUAUACUAGUAGAAAAAGAUUUUAGGGCUUAUUUUAUUAUUAAUCAAGAUGCGACUGUCUUUUUUUUGUAUAUUGUGUUGUAUAAAUUGUAAGUGCCAUUAUAUUUAUAACUGACCAGGCAGCGAAUUGACUGAGUGAAAUACCACAUUGUUUCAAUGCAUUUACUAGGACUUUCAGUAUUUUUUUAUCAUUGAAUAAAUGUCUUUCAUGAUUAUUGGAAGAAAAGAUUU
Molecule: messenger RNA, 5866 nt
Organism: Physella acuta
Lineage: Eukaryota; Metazoa; Mollusca; Gastropoda; Physidae
Product: inositol hexakisphosphate and diphosphoinositol-pentakisphosphate kinase 2
Biological process (GO): inositol metabolic process; inositol phosphate biosynthetic process
Cellular component (GO): cytosol
Molecular function (GO): inositol hexakisphosphate kinase activity; 5-diphosphoinositol pentakisphosphate 1-kinase activity
Source: RefSeq, a predicted model, not a curated record